AUGUUAUGUACUGUGUCUUUAAGAUAGAAAAACAAUACAUUUGCGUAUGAACACGUUCAUUAUCACUGUUUUGUAUCGCUUUACUUUGUUUUACCGAACCUCCCUGACGCCGUUAAUCCGCGCCAGGACUAAAGAUUACCUAUAGACUCUUAAUUUGAAACCCAAAUCCGGAAACACAUGCACUACCUGCUCUGGACUGUGAAACGAAACACUCUGCAUAGAUGUCCACUUUAGCUAAAGCGAUGUCCAAGUUCCGCCUGGCUGUGGUCCAGCUGCAGGUGUCCAGCGUCAAGGCGGACAACCUGAGCAGAGCCCGGAGGCUGGUGAAGGAGGCUGCGGGACAGGGCAGCCAGGUGGUGCUGCUGCCGGAAUGCUUCAAUUCUCCAUACGGAACCAGCUUCUUCCCUCAGUAUGCUGAGAGGAUCCCAGGAGAGUCCUCUCAGCUGCUGUCAGAGGCAGCGAGGGAGAACAAGGUGUAUCUGGUGGGAGGAUCCAUCCCUGAAGAGGAUGGUGGGAAGUUGUAUAACAGCUGUACAGUAUUUGGGCCUGAUGGAAAGAUGAUUGUUAAACACAGGAAGAUUCACCUCUUUGACAUCGACGUUCCGGGGAAAAUCCGCUUCCAGGAGUCUGAGACUCUGAGCCCAGGAAACACUUUGUCUAUGUUUGAAACACCGUUCUGUAAAGUGGGCGUGGGGAUUUGCUACGACAUUAGGUUUGCAGAGCUCGCACAGCUCUACAGCAGGAAAGGCUGUCAGCUCCUACUCUACCCCGGAGCCUUCAACAUGACGACCGGUCCGGCUCACUGGGAGCUCCUUCAGAGGGGGAGGGCGGUUGAUAACCAGGUGUACGUGGCCACAGCGUCUCCUGCCAGAGAUGAGACGUCUUCAUACGUGGCCUGGGGUCACAGCACGGUUGUAAACCCAUGGGGUGAAGUUAUCUCCAAGGCUGGACCAGAGGAGGCCAUUAUUUACGCUGACAUCGACCUGCAGUAUUUAGCCGACAUCCGGCAGCAGAUCCCGAUCACGGCCCAGCGCCGCCACGACGUCUACACGGUGACGACCGUACAGGACGGGUCAAGCUGAAGGUGAAUCUGGUAGAUGACUCCUGCCAGCACCAUGAGCCCGAUCACCACACAGAGACCUGUGCUGAAUAUCCACAUGGCCUCUGAUGCUCGACUCCCCACCGGGCUGCCCUUCACUCCGUCUGAGCACCAGCCACAACCAGAGAUCAGUGAACAAGUUGUCCAAGGUCUUUAUCAUGCAAUCAAACAAAAGAAGCUUGAUAGCAAAACUUUCUACGCUCGAUCUAAUCAAAUUUGACGAGAAACUUUCAACAAUGCACUGAAAAACUGUUUUAAUGCAAGUACA
This is a messenger RNA of Centropristis striata (black sea bass), 1367 nucleotides long. It is a transcript of the gene nit2, whose product is annotated as nitrilase family, member 2. Gene Ontology annotation, cellular component: mitochondrion. The transcript has 11 exons. Lineage: Eukaryota; Metazoa; Chordata; Actinopteri; Perciformes; Serranidae. Gene Ontology annotation, molecular function: omega-amidase activity. Bases 222 to 1082 code for a protein of 286 amino acids. Gene Ontology annotation, biological process: oxaloacetate metabolic process; L-glutamine metabolic process. The record is from RefSeq and is a predicted model, not a curated record.